Dromiciops gliroides (monito del monte) is the source of this 3309-nucleotide messenger RNA. It is a transcript of the gene USH1C, whose product is annotated as USH1 protein network component harmonin. Gene Ontology annotation, cellular component: cilium; stereocilia ankle link complex; stereocilium tip. The coding region runs from base 193 to 2778 and encodes 861 amino acids. Gene Ontology annotation, biological process: inner ear morphogenesis; inner ear auditory receptor cell differentiation; inner ear receptor cell stereocilium organization. NCBI's taxonomy places the organism in Eukaryota, Metazoa, Chordata, Mammalia, Microbiotheria, Microbiotheriidae. Gene Ontology annotation, molecular function: protein binding. The transcript has 26 exons. The record is from RefSeq and is a predicted model, not a curated record.
UCCCAGCGGCUCAUCUGCUCAGCGGCUCAGGAUCCUGCCCCCCACUGGCUGCCCAGCUCUGAGAUCGACUCUGCCGCGGUUCCUUCCCUCCUUCCUGUCUCUGCCCCUCCCGGGGGGUGAUCCCUGUCUCGCUGCCUCCAGUCCGAACCCAGAGAAGUCGCCCGGUUCGGGACUACGCGACCCAGCCCGAGAAUGGACAGGAAGGUGGCCCGGGAAUUCCGGCACAAGGUAGAUUUCCUGAUUGAAAAUGAUGCCGAGAAGGAUUACCUGUAUGAUGUUCUACGAAUGUACCAUGAGGCCAUGGAUGUCUCUGUGCUGGUGGGCGACCUGAAGUUGGUGAUCAAUGAACCCAAUCGUCUGCCCCUAUUUGAUGCUGUCCGGCCUCUGAUCCCACUGAAGCACCAGGUGGAAUAUGACCAGCUGACGCCCAGGCGUUCCAGGAAGCUAAAAGAGGUGCGCUUAGACCGAACACAUCCUGAAGGUCUGGGCAUUAGUGUGCGAGGGGGCCUGGAAUUUGGCUGCGGCCUUUUCAUAUCCCACCUCAUCAAAGGAGGACAAGCAGACAAUGUCGGGCUCCAGCUUGGUGAUGAGAUCGUCCGGAUCAAUGGAUAUUCUAUAUCUUCCUGUACCCAUGAAGAAAUCAUCAACCUCAUCCGAACCAAGAAGACUGUGUCCAUCAAAGUGAGGCACAUUGGCAUGAUCCCUGUGAAGAACUCUCCUGAUGAAUCUCUCAAGUGGCAGUUUGUGGACCAAUUUGUGGCAGAGUCAGGGGGAGGAAGAGGUGGUCUACCCUCUCUUGGGAACCGAGAAAACAGAGAGAAGAAAGUUUUCAUCAGUUUGAUUGGUUCUCGAGGCCUGGGAUGCAGCAUUUCAAGUGGUCCCACCCAGAAGCCAGGCAUCUUUAUCAGCAAUGUGAAGCCAGGCUCUCUGUCUGCAGAGGUUGGGCUAGAGACAGGAGAUCAGAUUGUUGAAGUAAAUGGCAUUGACUUCACCAACAUGGAUCACAAAGAGGCUGUGAAUGUGCUAAAGAGCAGUCGAAGCCUGACCAUCUCCAUUGUAGCUGGAGCUGGACGGGAGCUCUUCAUGACAGAGAGGGAGCGGCAGGCAGAGGUGCGGCAGCGGGAGCUGGAUCGGCAGGAGUUAAUGCUACAGAAGCGUCUGGCAAUGGAGUCCAACAAAAUUCUCCAAGAGCAGCAGGAGAAAGAGAGACAGAGGAAGAAGGAGAUUGCUCAGAAAGCUGCAGAAGAGAAUGAAAGAUAUCGGAAAGAGAUAGAGCAGAUCACAGAAGAUGAAGAAAGGUUUAAGAAGCAGUGGGAAGAAGAAUGGGGCAUGAAGGGCCAGAUGCUGAUGCCUAAGACCAUCACAGCCGAGGUGCACCAGCCACCGCCACGCAAACCAAAAUUAAAUGAAAAGGGAGUGAAGUUUCUGCCACAUGCUGACGAUGACCCGAACGGAGACACGGAGAAUCAGCGAGUGCAGAAAGGGAAAGAUAAGAAGAAAUCUAAGCAUGACAGCCUGCAGGAGCUGAGGAAGCACAAGAAGGAAAUUGAGUUUGAGCAAAAGCUUUAUAAGGAGAAGGAAGAGAUGCUGGAAAAGGAAAAACAACUGAAGAUCAACCGGCUAGCCCAGGAGGUGUCAGAGACUGAGCGAGAAGACCUAGAGGAAUCAGAAAAGAUUCAGUACUGGGUGGAAAGGCUCUGUCAGACCCGCUUAGAGCAGAUCUCCUCUGCAGAGAACGAGCUUGCGGAGAUGACCACCAGUCCCCCAUCUUCCGCGACUCUCCUGGCCCCGCCCCUGCGGCGCUUCGCUGGCGGCCUGCACCUGCACACCACUGAUCUUGACGACAUUCCCUUGGACAUGUUCUAUUACCCUCCUAAGCGCCCGGCCCCUCUCCCACCACCCUCGGCACUGCCUGUGAUGCCCCACCCCCCAACCCCUAACCUGCCUUCCAAGGUCUCAGCACCCCCUGUCAUUGUGCCAGCUGGCCAAGCAUCUUCCUCUUCCACUUGGGUACGGCGCCCACCUCCCCCACUCCCUCCCCCUCCUUCAGUUCCCACUCUGGACCUCAAUCUGUCCCGCUCACUUCCUUCUGCCUUGGAAGAGGCCCUGGUUAACCACGGUCUCCAUUCUGGAGACUCAACUGAACCUGUGGAGGACUGGGAGCUAAAGAAUUAUAGCGGGAGGCCUGUGAGCUCCCCCCUCCCUGAACGGAGCUUCCCUCCAACUCCAAAGCCACUUUGUCCGAGUCCGAUGCCCCCGCGAGGCCCUGGUGUGUCCACCAUCUCCAAACCCGUCAUGAUUCCUUAUGACUUCAACUUCGUUGGCAGGCCAGUGGUCAGAUCCGAGGUCUUGCCACAGGAGAUGUUGAAGAGGAUGGUGGUUUACCAGUCGCCAUUCAGAAAAGAUUUCAGGAAAUAUGAGGAAGACUUUAACCCCUACUCCAUGUUCCUCCCAGAGCAGAUCAUGGGGAAAGAUGUCCGGCUCCUAAGAAUUAAAAAGGAAGGGUCAUUAGAUCUGGCAGUGGAAGGGGGUGUUGACUCCCCAAUUGGGAAAGUCGUGGUGUCUGCUGUUUAUGAAGAUGGGGCUGCUGAUCGUCACGGUGGCAUUGUGAAAGGUGAUGAGAUCAUGGCAAUUAACGGUAAGAUUGUGAUGGACUUCACCUUGGCAGAGGCCCAGGCAACCCUCCAGAAGGCCUGGAACCAGGGCGGGGAUUGGAUUGAUCUGGUCAUUGCCGUGUCCCCACCCAAGGAGUAUGAUGAUGAGCUGACAUUUUUUUGAAGUCCAGGAGACACCAAAUCCAUGCCUAGCUGAUAUCCAAUCUCUGAUUCUUCCAUCUGAACCUGUGACCAGUCAUCUGCUUUUAAGAAUGCCCUACCACUCUGACUUUGGUCCCCACAGAUCCUAGGAUCCUUUUCUGGGAGGCUCCACCAGCAGUCAGCUGGAUGUCUUCCCAUCUAUCAUUCAACACUAAUGCUUUCCUGAGUCAGACUGGAGCUAAGCAGCUCAGACCUGCCUAUCUCCUCUCCACACCGAAGCCUGAGAGAGCUGGGAGGGAGCUUCCAGGAGGGGUCCAAGGAGGAAUGACUGAUAAGACUAAUGUUUCUAUUUCGAAUGUUGUCUUAUUACCUGUGAAUUUGGUUUCUCCACAAUCCCUAGAACUCCUCUAUCACACCCCAAUUCCAUCCCUGCCCAGAAUAAGGAUUUAGAGGCAAAUGUCAUUAAGUUCUGUAGGACCUUCUCCAGUGUUCUCGGAAAUUGUUUUCCUCAGGUUGCAAUUACUUUGGGGUUAGGAACAGAGAACCCUCUCAA